GAAUACUCCUAACCUCUUUUAAACGGUUUGUGCAUUGAAAGGGUAAGACAUGCUGUAAAGUUUGUCAAGGUCUCUCCAGCAAGGAAGCGAAGGUUUAAAGAUCUUGCUCAAAAAUUUAAUGUUGAAAGCAAAUGUUACUUGUGUCUUGAUGACCCUACCAAUUGGAACUCUACCUAUAUGAUGUUAGAAACGGCAAUGAAAUUUCAACGUGUUUUUAGUGCGUUAAAUCUACCUGAUGAGAUGGGUGUUUCACUUAACGAAAGACCUCCUGAUGCUCAUGAUUGGAAAAAAAUAGAGAGAUUGGUUGUGUUCUUGGAGGGUUUCUACUUGUUUACUCGCCGCAUUUCCAAUUCACUCUAUGUGACAAGUAACAAAGGUCUAUAUGAAAUUAUGGCUUUAAACGAUAUAUUGAAAAAGUGGGUGCAAAAUGUGGAUCUUGAUUUUCAAGCUAUGGCAAUUUCAAUGAAACAAAAGUAUGAUAAAUAUUGGGGCAACGUGGAGAAAAUGAACAUGUUGAUUUAUAUUGCCGUGAUUCUUGAUCCACAUUCCAAGUUAAUAGGUGUUCAAUUGAUACUUAUGGAUAUGUAUGGUAAGGAAAAAGGCGAGGAGUUGGCUAAUGCUGUGAAGAAUUAUGCUUAUUCUUUAUUCGAGGAGUAUAGAAGCAUGCAUUCCUCUUUGGUACCUGAAAGUAGGCAAAACAUUGAAUUGUCGCCAAUGGAGGAGGAUGGUUUAGGAAGUUUUGUUGACUACAUGAAAAGUCUCAAGGAUAGAGUUACGAUGAUGAAAGGAACUAGUGGGUGUAUGAUAAGUGAGUUUGAUAGGUAUUUGAAUGAACAAAUUGGAGAGAAAGAAGAAUCGGAUACUUUAUCAUGGUGGGGUAAUAAUGGACAUCGGUUCCCGAUCGUUUCACGAAUGGCACGGGACAUAUUAGCCAUUCCAUUAUCGACAAGUUUUAGUGUGGGAGGUUGUCAGCUUGAUCCGUAUAGGAGUGCUCUGCCUCCCAUGAUGGUACAAACUCUUGUAUGUGCACAAGACUGGCUUCGACCGAAAGGAGAACAGAGAGUUGAUCUGGAGGAAACUUUGCCAGAAUUAUUAGAACUUGAGGAAGAAUUCGAAAAUAACAACUUGGAGGAAGAUGUUGUGAACGUGGAUCCUUUAAUAUGAACAGUGGAUCAAGAAAGAUAUUGGAGUCAUUAGUCAUGGACUCUAUGAUGAACUAGAGGUUCUCUAUAAUGUAGUACAUGCUUUGUUUUGUUUGUAAUUUCGAACAUUGCUAUGUUUUUUUAACCUCAAUAUGCUCAUCUGAGUUGAUACUACUUGA
Messenger RNA from Beta vulgaris subsp. vulgaris (sugar beet), 1321 nucleotides. RefSeq names its product zinc finger BED domain-containing protein RICESLEEPER 2. The record is from RefSeq and is a predicted model, not a curated record. Gene Ontology annotation, molecular function: DNA binding; protein dimerization activity. The transcript is spliced from 3 exons. NCBI's taxonomy places the organism in Eukaryota, Viridiplantae, Streptophyta, Magnoliopsida, Caryophyllales, Amaranthaceae. Bases 178 to 1164 code for a protein of 328 amino acids.